Molecule: messenger RNA, 563 nt
Organism: Magallana angulata
Lineage: Eukaryota; Metazoa; Mollusca; Bivalvia; Ostreida; Ostreidae
Product: conodipine-P3-like
Exons: 3
Coding region: 136-522 (128 amino acids)
Biological process (GO): phospholipid metabolic process; arachidonate secretion
Molecular function (GO): A2-type glycerophospholipase activity
Source: RefSeq, a predicted model, not a curated record
CCUCGCGAAUUAUUUUCGCAUGGGAAUAAAAGUAGGUUUACAGAACAUGUUUAUCAAACCUGUGGGUUUCUCUCGAUUAUAACAAGUAUCCAUACUUGUGACAUUGAUAAGGCCAUUACCAAUAAAGAAACGACAAUGAAGAUUGCGUGCGUCCUGUUGUGUCUGCUGACGGUCUCUGUAUCGGCCUCCGACUACUGUCAGGAACACGCCCCCGCGGGAGCCGUCAAUGGCUGCAGUGUCCCCCUCCUACACUUCCAAUACGAGCCCCAGUUCACGCCCUCCUGUAAUAAACACGAUAUCUGCUACCAUUGUGGACAUCACUUCGGAAUAACAAGAUCGCAAUGUGACCACAAGUUCCUGAAUAACAUGAAGGCGACAUGUGUCUCCAAGAAGAGACUGAUUAACUGCCAACACUCUGCGGAGGCUUUCUUCGCCGCUGUCCGUACGGCUGGGGGCUUGUUCUACAUGUCUGACACACCCCACUACUGCAUAGAGUCGUGGGUGAGGCACUGUCUCACCUGAAAAGUGUUGCUUUUUACCAACAAUAAAACGGAUGUAAAGUC